Schizophyllum commune H4-8 is the source of this 954-nucleotide messenger RNA. RefSeq lists its product as uncharacterized. Bases 84 to 647 code for a protein of 187 amino acids. Lineage: Eukaryota; Fungi; Basidiomycota; Agaricomycetes; Agaricales; Schizophyllaceae. The record is from RefSeq and is a predicted model, not a curated record. The transcript is spliced from 4 exons.
GUCGUGCUCCCCACAGUACUCCCUCGACUUCGGUUCAGUACUAGCUAGUAAACACUUCCUCUCAUCUUCCCUCCCAAUCCACUAUGAAGCUCGCUCUCGCAUUAUCUGCUCUCUCUGCCGCGGUUGCCCUCGCCGCUCCUGCCGAGGAGUACUGCAACAACGGCGCCAACUGCUAUGCCGGCGUGCACAACUGGGGCGGAUUCAUCAACUACGAGCCCUACCAAGGCAACCUCAUGGAUGCCUGCCGCUACGACGAGAACGCCGUCGGCGGCACUGGCAAUCUGUGGGGCACCAAGGCGUGCGUCGCCGUUGCUGUCAGCGACACGAAAAUUGGGCCUGAGACCGUCCAGCAUCUCGCGAGCUGCAACCACCAGAAUCUCACCUGCAUCUGGAAUGAGCCGAGCCUCGACUACAACCUCUAUGCCAGCAUCGUCGGUGACUGCGCCUGGGCGCCAAACGGCUGCCCUAUCACCCAGCAGAAUUACAUCGACUUCAUCUACAGCACCCUGAGCGAGAUCGGGUCCAGCGACUGGCCGAGCAGCGUCGACACUUUGCUUGCCAAUGGCUGGCGCGCUCUCCUCGACUGGACCCAGACGGGCGAUACUAUCCCCUACACCAACUUCAACGAUUUCCUCCAUUACGGUUAAACGACUGGACGUCGCGUUGUUACUGUAACACACGCAUCAGGAAAAGCGUAUGUAGGGUUUCGUGAUGAUUGCUACGAAAGGCCUUUUGCUAUGGACUUCACGUACACUCCGGGACUAUUCGCGAUGAUUGGGAUUGUACAUUACUAUACCAUUCGACUACCUACUUCACGAUAUAAUGUUCUGUUGGUUUGGAGAUAUGGCCCCCGUGUUCGCUAUUACGCGUUCAGCUUUGAUCGUGCGUGCAUCGGACCUCCCUCAAUCGUCCAUCUCGGGGCGCCUAAUUUUUAUUGUGAAGAUGUUCCCUGCC